Messenger RNA from Triticum turgidum subsp. durum (durum wheat), 1101 nucleotides. NCBI's taxonomy places the organism in Eukaryota, Viridiplantae, Streptophyta, Magnoliopsida, Poales, Poaceae. The record is from the annotation of a GenBank genome assembly.
AUGGAGAAUAAUCUACCAGUCAAUAUUCGCGAGUAUCAAGAACUCGCCAAGAAAGCACUGCCAAAGAUGCACUAUGAUUAUAUCAAUGGAGGAGCAGAGGAUGAACACACAUUGAGGGACAACAUUGCAGCAUAUGGAAGAAUUUUGUUGCGACCUCGGGUUCUUGUAGAUGUCAGCAACAUAGACAUGUCGAUAAACUUAUUGGGAUAUGACAUGCCCUCGCCCAUAAUUGUUGCACCAACAGGAUCACACAAAUUGGCAAAUCCAGAAGGGGAGGUGGCUACAGCAAGAGCUGCAGCAUCAUGUAAUACCUUAAUGGUGCUAUCCUUCUCAGCCAGUUGCAAAAUCGAGGAAGUUGCCUCCAGUUGUAAUGCGAUUCGUUUUUAUCAGUUAUAUGUUUUUAAAAACAGGGAUGUUUCAGCAACAUUGGUGCGGCGGGCUGAGAGUCAUGGAUUCAAAGCAAUUGUUUUAACAGUUGACACUCCUAUGCUCGGUCGACGUGAAGCAGAUAUCAGAAAUAAAAUGGUUGCUCCUGCGAAUGCAAACCUCGAAGGUUUGAUGCCAAUAGAUGAUCUUGAUACUACAGGCGGGUCGAAGCUUGAGAAGUAUGCGCGCGACACUCUGGACCCGUCUUUAUCAUGGAAGGACGUGGAGUGGCUGAAAUCCAUAACCAGCCUGCCCAUUCUACUGAAGGGCAUCGUGACCGCCGAGGACGCCAGGAAAGCAGUGGAGGCCGGGGCAGCAGGCAUCAUCGUGUCCAACCACGGCGCUCGGCAGCUCGACUACGCGCCGGCCACCAUAUCCGCCCUCGAAGAGGUAGUGAAGGCGGUGGUGGGGGCGGUCCCGGUGCUGGUGGACGGCGGAGUCCGGCGGGGGACCGACCUGCUCAAGGCGCUGGCGCUGGGUGCGCGGGCAGUCAUGGUGGGGAGGCCGGUGCUGUACGGGCUGGCAGCGAGGGGCCAGGCGGGGGCGAAGCACGUGAUCGAGAUGCUCAACAGGGAGCUGGAGCUGGCCAUGGCGCUCUGCGGCUGCCGGAGCGUUGCCGAGAUCACCCGUGACCGCGUCCAGACCGAGGGCGACCGGUUCAGGUCGCUGCUCUGA